CACGCACACACGCACACACGCACGUCAUGUCCUCCUCCUCCUCCUCCUCCUACCAGGUCAAUACCCAGGCCAAUGCCCAGUUGCAGCAGCUGAUCACCCACUGUGAUCGGCUACGACAGAACAUCCGCCGGCUGGUGGAGGCCGCCGACCCGAAGACCCUUGGCAUCGUGCCGGAGGACCUGAACAGGCAUGGGAAGGCCGCCGCCGUGGCGGCCACCAUCGCCUCCGGCGUGGACCAUGUUGGCAUCGAAAACGCCUGCUCCAAGGCCCACAUCUCCGUCAGCAACAUCAUUCUGUCCAUCCAGGUUCUGCUGGACCUGGUGUACAAGCUGAAGCGCGCCACCCUGUCGCACAGUUUCAAUGAUGAGGGGGCCGUGGCGUCCCUCAUCCACCGGCGUCGGGUGGCCUCGGACACGUCGGUCACCCUGCAGCGGCAGCUGUCCUCCAUCAGCGACUCGGUGCGCUUCCUCAGCUCGCGCAUGCAUGAGCUCCACAUGCUGGCGGCCGAUGUCUGUGACCCGGGCCCGGCGGUGCCGGAUGCCCGGCUGGAGGCCAUCUCCCGGCUUCUGCACCUGCGGCCCGGGGAAGAGCGCCCCGGGCCGCACCCCUCCCCGGCGCCCCCCUCCACCUGCAUAACCUCGACGGCGACGGCGACCGCCUCGCCGGAGGACGAGCCUGUGGACCUGACCGGCGAUGGGUCGCCGGCCGGGCCGGCUUCCCUGGGCACCUUGGCCGGCGGCUCGCUGGCCACCACGCCACUGGCCAUGUCGGAGGGGGAGCCCGAGGAGCCGGGCACCGGCCCCGAGCCGGCCGGCAGCCGCGACGCGCUGGCCCCGACUUCGGCCCCGGCGUCCGCCCCGGCAUCGGGGCCUGUCUCGCCGUCGGGGGGGGCCUCACCGGUCCAGGGCAACCCCCCUCCGGUGGGUGGGGAAACCCCGACCCCCGGCGCCGGGGCCAGCUCCAGUCCUGCGGCACCCCCCUCGGGCCCGCCCGCGUCAGAUGUCCCGAUGGGCGUGGCGCCCGGCGAUGGGGAUGACUCGGAGUUCGAGGAUGCCGGGCCCGGCGAUGCCGCCCCGAUGACCAUCGAGUAUGAAUAGCCCCCUGCUGCUGGGGACCCGCUCGCCCGCCCGCCCGCCCGCGGCACUGGGAACAAUACACGCCGACCCUCGAGGUAGAGCAGCGCCUCGGAAA
Molecule: messenger RNA, 1191 nt
Organism: Fonticula alba
Lineage: Eukaryota; Rotosphaerida; Fonticulaceae
Exons: 2
Coding region: 27-1097 (356 amino acids)
Source: RefSeq, a predicted model, not a curated record